Messenger RNA from Phytophthora infestans T30-4, 1031 nucleotides. RefSeq lists its product as uncharacterized. The transcript is spliced from 6 exons. The record is from RefSeq and is a predicted model, not a curated record. Gene Ontology annotation, molecular function: protein binding. Lineage: Eukaryota; Oomycota; Peronosporomycetes; Peronosporales; Peronosporaceae. Bases 192 to 1031 code for a protein of 279 amino acids.
CCUUAAUCCUCUUAUUUAAAUCCACAACCAUGGCGCAACUACUUCGUGCCGCAGCGAACGGGAACCUCGAGAAGGUGAUCGAGCUGCGCAGUGACUGGAGCUUUCAGAACAAGAAGGGCGAGUCCGUGCUGCACGUGGCAGUGGCCGAAGAUCAGCUGGAGAUCGUGCAACACCUCGUGUCCAAUGGUGCCAUGCUAAAUCUGCAGGAGAAGAAGCGUCGCUUCACACCGCUUAUGCUGGCGCUGGCUCAGCAGCCGCCGAGUUUUGAGGAGAUUUUCCAGAUACUACUCAAAGGCAAACCCGAUCUAAGUGUGCAGGACUCGUCGGGCCAGACCGUUCUGCAUCUAGCUGCCGAGUAUGAAGAGGAGGAGUCGUUAAAGCUGCUGCUAAGAGCAAAGCCUAAGGUGGAUGCAGUCGACAACAAGAAGAUGACGGCGCUCCAUGUCGCCGUCGGAAAGGGCAAUCUUGAGAUCGUCCAGCUGCUGAUCGAGACGGGUCGUGCCAACGUCAACGUGGUGGACGCCAAGGGUAACACACCUUUGCACUGGGCGUGUAUCAAGAACGGCGAUGACCAAAUCGAUCUGAUCAACUAUUUGAUCUCUAAGGGUGCUAAACCUGUCAAGAACACUCAUGGGAAUACGCCGCUGCACUCGGAGGCGAUGCACUGUGACCCUACUACAAACUGGCCUACUGCGGCUGCGGAGGUGUUGACUACUGCGUUCCCAGAUUUGAUAUCCGAGGAGAACAAGAAUGGCUUGACUGCCCAACAAACGUUUGAGCAAGAUAUCGAUGCGGAAGAUCCGGUGGAGGAGUCUGCUGUCAAGCCCUCAAAGAAAGGCGGUCGUCGUGGUAAGGGCGCCGAUGAUGAAAUGUACCAAGACAAGACUGCUGCAGCCCGUGCUGCCGCUAUUGCUCACGCAAAGAAAAAGGUGUCUAAGAACACCAAGGAAGGCAGUGGCAUGGCUCCGUACAUGUGGGUUGCCCUCAUUUUUGCUAUUCUGGCGGCCUUAAACGCCAUGUUUUCGACGUAG